Molecule: messenger RNA, 738 nt
Organism: Stylonychia lemnae
Lineage: Eukaryota; Ciliophora; Spirotrichea; Sporadotrichida; Oxytrichidae
Source: the annotation of a GenBank genome assembly
AUGAGUGAAUCUUUAUCAAGAGAAGAUAUCAUCUAUUAUGCUAAAUUGUCUGAGCAAGGCCAGAGGUAUGAUGACAUGAUAAGAUACAUUAAAAUGCUGGCCAAUGGAUAAGAAGCUUUAUCAAAUGAAGUGAGAAAUCUAGUGAGCGUAGCUUACAAAAAUAGUGUAGGAUCAAGAAGGACUGCUUUGAGAGUACUCUCAGCUAUUACUACAAAAGAUGAAGAAAAGGAACUUAUGGAAGUUUAUAGAUAAAAGAUUCAGGAUGAAAUUGAUAAUAUUGCUAAUGAGAUUCUAGGAAUUAUCGAUGAGAAACUCAUUCCUCAAGUUGAAGAUGACUAGGAAGCUCUAGUAUUAUACUCUAAAAUGAAAGGAGAUUACUACAGAUAUAUGGCCGAAUAUGCGAAAGGGGAAAAGAAGAUCGACCUUGUAGAAAAGUCUAAAAUUGCCUACGAGUAAGGAACUCAAUAGGCUGAAAAAUUGAAACCAACUAACCCAGUUAGACUUGGCUUAGCUCUCAGCAAUUCUAUUUUUAAUCAUGAAAUUAUACAGGACGAAUCUAAUGCGACAUUGAUUGCUAAAGUUGCCUAUGAUAGUGCGCUUAUAAACCUGGACUCUCUUGAGGAAGAUGAAUAUAGAGAUGCCACAAUCAUCAUGCAAUAUUUGAGAGAUCAAUUAAGUAUUUGGAGUACUGAUAUUGGAAAUGAUAAGUAAUUGUAGAAUGAGGGUUCUGAUCUAUGA